AUGGCUGAAUACACAGUGGGUCAGGUCGCAGGUGCUAUCAACAUUGGUCUUUUAUUUCUGCAAGUCACCCUUCCACUGCUUCACGUUUUAGUGCUAGUUGGCACCUUGAGAAACAAAAGCACAGCCAUCUCCUGGUCUGUCAUAAGUCGAUUCAUUCAAUCGACCGUGUGGCCAUCAAUUCUGUCAUGCGAUACUGCCGCAGGGCGACGAGAAGGGGUCAUGACCCGUGUAGUGUUCAUGAGCUGGUUGGCACUGAUCUCAACUCUGCUCCUAGCUGUUGCUGGCAUAUUGACUCCGAUCGGUCUGGGUGAAGCUAUAUUUCUGAGCGGCAAAACAGAAGCCACAUUUCUUUAUGCAAAGGACCGCUCGGCAUUUGGAGGAGCAGCGGGCAGUCGAGAGCAGUAUUCCAAUUCUCGAACAUGCAAUUUUGGCAAAUCGCCCUGCCCAGGCGUGAGGGAGAAUGAUACCGUGACAGUCCUAGCUGAAAUGACUGAUCAUGGCAAAAUGCCAGUGACCUUCUACCAGAAUUAUAUCUCCGAAAACAUUACGGAAUGUUUCUCCAGCGGCUCAAGAGGGAGCCUCAUCUCAAGUCCCUUCGAAAUCCAGUUUCGGCAAUUCGAUGCCUCAUCGAACGAGCAUAACUUGACCGCUAAGAAGAACACAACAGGGACUUUUUACUGGACUGAGCACACCCUGCUUCUCGAUUCUAUUGUUUGUAGAGAAGGACUGAUCAUCGAUGCCAUCAAUGGCGGUGUUGGCUUUCGGAAUCAUACUGUCCCAGAAUUACCCCAAACAGUUCACGGAGCAGCUUGGACAGAAGAUAUCCUUUGGCUCGAACCGGACACUGUUUGUGUCAAUACCAACUGGUCCAUCUCCACUGAGUUCCAGCUGGCUCCAUUCUCGGUGGGAGGACUUUUCGUCGGUACAAAUACAUGGCUCCUGCGUGAAGGGGAUGGCGUCGACCCAAAACUCGAUAUUGAAUUUCCCACUUUUGGAAAUACAAUUUCAAGCCCAGAUCUUCUUGGACGUGCAAACACUGCCGCAGCAAUUUUUGACUACCACCUUUCAUGGCUACUGAACCUCGACCAGUCAAAUUUCAGCACUGGCGCGUACAACAUCACUUCAGACAGUGAUUUGGUGCGCUCCUUUCUGAGCUCCGGUUAUGAUAGAUGCAGUCUUGUGUUUGGUAGCCUAACGGAGCCAACGUACGCGGUUAUGUGGAACUCCGUCAUAAAUACUGACAAUGGAACCGUGUUGAACGGGACAUCCCUGGGCAUCAACUCGCCAUGGGCAUCGAAUGGAAAUACAUCAGACCUGACGUGGUCUUUCGGACUUGAAUCCUGCAAGUCCCUAAACGGAACCGAACUUUUCAGACCCGGACUCGUCAAUGUGGAUUGCACAUACCUUAUAACUCCACCUCGUGCCAAGAGGUAUGAUUCUCAAGGUUCUCCUGAAGAAUGGACGAGUUCAAUCAACGUCUGUGCAAGUUCGCCCCGCGCCAUUAUAAAGACCGUACACUUUCAGUACAACGAGACUAGCGACAUCCCAGCUCUAGAUGGCUUGAAGGUCAUCAAGGCUGAGCCCAAGGUUUAUGCCUCAAACGAGGAUUUACCACUCUGGGGUAUCGAAAAUCCAGGCUUGAAUUUGAGCAUCCACCAGAUGCAAGUUCUUUGGGGGCUUGUCGACAAAGACUAUUCAGAUUCGCAGGCAUUAUGGACACAUCAGAGCGAAACCUUCUACAUUCCUGCGACAUAUGAAGAUGGAAUUGAGCUGUACUUUGGUGACUCUAUGGCAGCGACGAGACUUCCAGGGAUAGUCAAUUCCUUCACCUAG
Molecule: messenger RNA, 1833 nt
Organism: Cadophora gregata
Lineage: Eukaryota; Fungi; Ascomycota; Leotiomycetes; Helotiales; Ploettnerulaceae
Exons: 6
Coding region: 1-1833 (610 amino acids)
Source: RefSeq, a predicted model, not a curated record